GAUCAAGGCAGUGACCACUGCUUCCUUCUUCAACAGGACUUCUUCUUGGCUGAUCCAGAUGCAGGAGGGCUUCAUCAUCAGAGACCCUGGUCAGUCAUAGGAAGAGGUUGUUACAUGAAGCUAUUGGCAGUCAGGAAACGUUAUUGUACAUGCAAAGAUUAUACAAGAAACAACCUCUGCAAUGAAAGGAGAAAGUGCUUGCUUCUGGAUAGCUACUUUUAAAAAAGAAUCCAAAACCAGACAAUCACCCAGUAAGCCAAGAACUUCUUUAUCGUUCCCAAAGCACAGAAAGGCCACUGUGAGUGUUGUGGAGAAGAUUUCAAAGAUUUACAGAUGAAAUAAUCCAGAAGGAAGAGCAAAGAGGAAAAGCAAGGAGAGGCAAGGCAAGGACCAGUAAGAAUCCCAGACUUUCAAUGCAAAGCAAAAGAAAACGAAGAAGGGCACCACAAUCUGCCUUCCUUGCAUGCCAGACAGCUGGUGCCAACUCUGGUUCCGAUUAUGAAGGCAUUAUGAGCUGCUCGCUCCAGAACUGGGUGUUGACAGCUUUCUGCUGCCUGCUGCUUUGUCAUUCAGGUUUUGUGAAGGCAGAUCCACAGCCUGGUGAUUCGCGGAGGUGGGUCCCAAAUUCCAGUUGGCGCAAAAGAUGGGGUAUUUCAGAAAUCACAUAUCCCACUAGGCUGGUGAAACACAAUUCUGGGGGAGAGAUCCAGAAGUAUCAGCUGGACACAAGAGUGAGAAAAGAGACUGGUGGCAGCAGAGGAGGCGACAGAAAAGGAGGAAGCCCUAUUAUCCAUCUGGCCCAAGUGAGUUUCCUCAUCCCUGCCUUUGGUUCAACCUUCAUUUUGGAUCUUGAGCUGAACCACCAUCUGUUGUCCUUAAAUUAUGUGGAACGUCAUUUUGGACAGGAUGGAAAUGCCAGCCACACCACGGGACCAAAUGAGCACUGUUACUAUCAGGGCAAUCUCCGCGGAGAAGCAAACUCUUUUGUGGCUUUAUCUACCUGCCAUGGCCUACAUGGUGUUUUCUCUGAUGGAAAAGACAUGUACCUCCUGAAGCCUCAUGAUUCACUUGAACAUCAAGCGCAGGAGCAACUUCCUCACCAGAUCAACCAGACACCGGUACCUCGCAUGCCCAGUGGUUGCACAGAACCAGAGUGUUUAUUUUCUGCAUUGAACAACUACAUUACUCCUGGGCUUCCUAAACUGCGCCGAAGAAGACAGGUUCACCGAGGUCAUCGGACUGUCCACAGUGAGACCAAAUUCAUUGAAUUGAUAAUUGUUAAUGACCACCAACUGUUUGAACAAAUGCGUCGCUCAGUCAGCCUUACCAGCAACUUUGCAAAGUCUGUGGUAAACCUUGCUGAUGUGAUUUUUAAGGAGCAGCUGAACACUCGUAUUGUGUUGGUUGCCAUGGAAACAUGGGCAUCAGGGAAUAAGAUCCAGACAGAUGAAGAUUCCCUCGAGACACUGAGAGAGUUUAUGAAGUAUCGUCAAGAGUCUCUUCCUGAACACAGUGAUGCUGCUCAUCUCUUCUCAGGGCACACUUUUAGAAGCAGCCGCAGUGGUACAGCUUACAUUGGCGGAAUCUGCUCAGUUGCUAGAGGCGGCGGUGUGAAUGAGUAUGGUACUGUUGGAGCGAUGGCAGUAACAUUAGCCCAGACCUUGGGGCAAAAUAUUGGCAUGAUGUGGAACAAGCACCGUGCUUCUGCAGGAGAUUGUCGCUGUCCUGACUUAUGGCUGGGUUGUAUUAUGGAAGAUACUGGAUACUACCUGCCACGGAAAUUUUCACGCUGCAGUGUUGAUGAAUACAAUCAGUUUCUGGCUGAAGGAGGAGGAAGCUGUCUCUUUAACAAGCCUUUGAAGCUCCUUGACCCUCCUGAAUGUGGUAAUGGAUUUGUUGAAGCAGGAGAAGAAUGUGACUGUGGGUCCUUUGCGGAAUGUUCUAGAAGUGGGGGAAACUGCUGCAAGAAAUGUACCCUUACACAUGAUGCCAUGUGCAGUGAUGGGUUGUGUUGUCGAGAGUGCAAGUAUGAGCCACGGGGUGUAACUUGUCGAGAAGCUGUGAAUGAAUGUGAUGUCCCAGAAACUUGUACUGGGGACUCCAGUCAGUGUCCACCUAAUGUACACAAGCAGGAUGGCUACUUUUGUGAGAAUGAACAGGGGCGGUGUUAUGGAGGCCGUUGUAAAACCAGGGAUCGCCAGUGCAAUGCAUUGUGGGGGCGAGCUUCGGCUGAAAGGUUUUGCUACGAGAAGCUCAAUGUUGAAGGCACUGAGCGUGGGAACUGUGGGCAUGAGGGGAACCGCUGGGUGCCCUGUAUCAAGCAGGAUGUGUUGUGUGGAUAUCUUCUCUGUGCCAAUGCAACUGGAUCUCCACGUAUUGGUGAACUGCUAGGCGAGAUCACAACAAUGACAUUCUAUCACCAGAAGAGAUAUAUUGAUUGCCGGGGUGGCCAUGUGCAACUGGUGGACGGCACAGAGCUGAGCUAUGUAGAAGACGGGACACCCUGCGGGCCCAACAUGUUGUGUCUUGAUCACAAAUGCCUUCCCGUCUCUGCCUUUAACUUCAGUAUCUGCCCAGGCAGCUGGGGUGGCCAGAUCUGCUUUGACCAUGGGGUCUGCAGCAAUGAGGGCCAGUGCAUUUGCUAUUCAGACUGGACAGGAAAAGACUGCAGUGUCUAUGAUCCUAUUCCAGACCCUAAGCCUACUGGGGAAACAGAAAAAUACAAGGGUCCCAGUGGUACCAACAUCAUUAUUGGCUCCAUUGCUGGAGCCAUCUUGGUGGCUGCUAUUGUUCUUGGUGGCACCGGAUGGGGAUUUAAGUAAGCAGCGUCAACGUGCACAUAUUGUGCUUCUCAAGUUGCUGUGCCCGUGGGCUAGAUUGCCUUGAGGACUUCCUCUCUGUUGCAUGUAUUCCAGGUGCCUUUUGCAGUGGCACUUAUUUGGGGAAAGGGGAAUUGAGCCCAGGUAUGGCCCAUCCACCCCCACCUUAGUUUUGGGCUGAAGGGGAGGAUCCUCUUCAGGGUGGAGUCAUACAGAUAUUCCACAGGUAGUCCUUGACUUACAAUUGUUCACUCAAAUGACCAUUUGAAGUUACGGUGGGCUUUCCCAGAGCUAUGUAUGACCCCUUUUAAAGUUACAAAGCUGCACCCCUCUCUGUGGUCAUGUGAUUUCAGUUUUGAAUGUACAAUAACUGUUUCACCUUUGUUUGCACUAUCCCGCAAUCACAUGACCAUAAUUUCUGAUUUUUGUUUUGCUGGUUUCUGGCAUUUAUUUCUGGUUUCCAGCAAAAAUAGUACCAGUCGAGGAAAAUGGAUUUGCUUAGUGACAACCACAUUUGCUUAAUGACUGCAGCGUUCUCUUAAUGACCAAUACAAAAAGAGUAGAAAAAAAAUCGGAGCUGGUCAUAUAAUGCCUUGAGUUGCUAAUGCAAUGAUUUCUGGCUGAAACUUCAGGAUCAAUUAUAACUGUAAGUCAAGGAUUAUCUGUACUAAAGGUGUAAUGCAACAACAACGGUUUUUGCAAGCUUGUUUCCAUGAUGCAAAACCUUCUUAUGAUAGUACAGCAAAAGCAUGGAUAUUCUUGAGCUAGCUAUGUCUGACUACAUGCCUGGACUGGAAACAGGGGGCAGGCUUAGAUGAUGGAUUGAGUCUUUGCUGCAUUUUAAGUUGAAGUUGGUAUUAAGAAUCUCUGGAAGGAACCAUCAGUGGAUAGAGAGGGGUGGCAAAGGAAGAUAUAUGCAAAUAAGAUGUUGGUCAAUAGUCUGAAUCCAUUUCAGCAAAAUAAGGAUUGGCUGCUAUAGGAAAAUGUGACAAGUUGAGCUAUAGGUUUGGAAAAGGUGAAGAGAGACAGAAGGUGUACAGUAUUAUGGAGACACAAACUAAUAUUUAGCUGUAUUUCCAGGCAUGUAUGGUGCUUGAUAGACAGGCCAAAGCCACCCUCUUGUGGUGAGAGUCCAUAUUUACACAUAUCUGAGGAUAGAAGUGGGGAAAAUACAAAAAUGGUUUUUGUUUAAACAUGGUAAAUUUAAGUUAUUAUCACAAGAUGUUAUAUUGGAACAAAAAAUUCAGAAGUGUGAUGUAUUAAAAUUGCAUUGUAGUGUUUUUCCACUAAUAAAAAUAAUAUAUGGUAAGUUUCAGGAUACUUCCUAGUGGCAUUAGAGAGAGCAACAGUAAACUGAACUGGAAAAAAAUUCAUACUGAUCUACUUCCAAGGAUUGGCUGGUAUUGUUGUAAUUUUGUCAUAAUUUCUCCUCUUAAGAUGCUAGCUUGCUGGUCUCACAACAGUUAAAGCAGGAUUUCUCUUUCUUCCCCAUCUUGAACAUAAUAAGAGAAGUAUUAAGUGGAAGGGGACCAUAAAGUGUUCUCAUUACUUCUUUCCCUCCCCCACACCUCCCCCCCCAGUUUCCUAGAUAUUGAUGCUGCUGGUUUUUGAAAGUUCAGCCAGAACCUUUUCUAUUCUUGGCGUGUGUAUAAUUGGUUUUUUGUUUGCCUUGGGUAAAAGUGCCAUUUGGUUUUUAGUUCAUCAGGUUGGGUUAAUACUGUUGGCUUAGUGAGGGGAAGAACUAUUUGGCAGGGGAAAUUAUUCAGAUUGGGAAAGAGAAGCAGGGCACGGAGACAGAAAUGGAGGGACCUGCAGACCGAUUGGGGGUAGCUAUUGUUCCUCUCUGAUCCACACCAGGCUUCCUGUUAUGUUUUGCAUGGAUUGACACUUGCAUGAAUGAAAGGAGCGCCUGACCUGGGAUUGCAUGAAUCAGAUACUAAUGGUGACGGGGACAUUGGCAUGGAGGUGGAGUGGGGAACAACCGUCCUUAAAUAUCAAUUCUAUCCCCAAAGCAGCUUUGUAAAAUCCAGUCUUAAACUACACUUCCACUAUUCUCAGCUUAUUGGUAGGAGAUGAUAUGAGUGUUAUCCAAUAUAUCAAUAUAUAUUUUAAUGCGUAAGAAGUGGGAGAAGCUGCUUUGGGUACUCUACUCAUAACAAAAGCUGGAGGUACAUCCUAUAAAGUUAACUGUAUCCCACUUGGACCCCCCACCCAAGAUCUCUUGCUUCCCUGCAGGGUUUAUUGCUGGUAUGACAUAUUGUAUGGGUUGGUCUGUUUGCACUAUUGCACUGAGGGGUGAGAGAAUAUAAAUUCCGCAGCACCACUGUUUGGGAGGCUGGAAGGAAGAAGAUGUUUGAGGAAUGAAGAUGAGGAAAGCACCUUCAAUUUGUAGCGAAGACAGAAUAAUCACUUUGGUUUCUUAGGUCUGUAACAAUUCUGGAAUCACAAACAACUUUUCUUGCUUCCCCAAUCACAUGAGCCCCAGGCAUUUGGAAUGUUGUUUUGGUUGCAAAAUUUGAGUUCUUUCGUCAUUGGUUUAUUUUUAUCAUCUGUUGGGAAAGGUGAUACAAGGAACGAAAAAAGUAGCAGAGGGAACUUAAUGGAAGGAUAAGGAAAAUGGAGGACCUCUGCCCUGCAGAAAAUCCCUUUUCCCUGGCAGCUUCUUCUACAUUCCCUCUAGUUCUACGUGUGGUAUUCUUGGUGUGCAAUUACAAGUAAACUUUCUUUAAUGCAAGCAAACAACAUUGUCAUGUAGUGUUUCCAGAAGAAAUGCAGGCUAACACAGACUAGGAACGUGAGGCCCACUUGCCUUGGAGAACGUGCUGCAGGGGAGAGUGGAAUGAAGGUGCUCUUCUUUGUGAUAUUUCCAGCCUCCCUUUAAGUUCUGACAGGAGCUACAUGAGCUAAUGGAGUUCUUCAAGAAUGAUGGUAAUUGGAUCUCUCUGCACAAAAGUUGUCCUGGAUGGUAAGAAGAAAUUGCAUGUUAAGCUAGUUUGCAUUACCAACCAUAGCAUGUGGCACGAAGACUGGAAGCAGUCAGGCCAAGAGGUACAGCUGAAGUUAUCUGCUAACCCCUGCUCCCCCUCUCUCUUUCCUUUUCUCUCUUCGGCUUGCAAAGGAACAUUCGCAGAGGAAGGUACGGCCCAGCUCAGCAGAGCAUGUAGCAGCUUUCCUGAGCACAUCUCCAUCACCUACCGCCUCCAUCCCAUCCUCCUCAUCGCCUUCUCCCCGCUCCUGCUGCUUGCAAUGAUCAUUGAUGCAGAAGGGCCAGAGCUCUCAUGGAGGCCUGUCUCGGCAGAGAGAAUUUCACCCGUCCAUGCAUCCAUCAGUAUCUGCCUCAUUCUCCACUUCUUCAGUUGCUAUCGUGAGGGGGUGUCUAGUGAAUAAGUAAAAAGGCCACAGGUGUUCUAUCCAGCCAUUUAAUGAACCCCUUGUUCUGCUCACUGGAUGACAGGGAUGGUAAUUAAUCUUUCUCCAGUUUAAGGCCCAAGUAACAAUCCUUUAUUUCACUUUAUGGUAAAGUUAGCACAGGAUUUUACUAUAUCAUUCUCACAGUGGGAUAUUUCGCAAAUAGAAACAGUUUGCAGUGAACUGUGUUGAUUUCGAGACAUAAAAACUUCCACAUAUCUCUGCAAUGACCUCACCACCUAUACAUGUGUACGAUAUAAUAUACACUUAUAUUGCCAAGGAGAAGUAUGCUUUAAUUGGGCCCACACCCAUUCUAUUAUAAAAGAGGGUAGGUAUGGUGCUGAAUAAUAAAGCAUCAAGCUAUAUUAUAAAACAGCCUUCUAAAACCUGAAGACUUCAGGAGUGUUUUAAUUUUAACUCUUAGAUUUCCCAGCCAGCUGUGGAAUCUAUUGUUCAAAGACAUUAGGAGUUUGCCAUGUUGCGGAAUUGUUGCAGUCCUGAGUCCUAACUAAUACCCCCAGGAAUCUGAAAGGAGAUAUAUUUGAAUGAAUUUGCUGCUAAGUUGAAAUGGAUGCACAAGGCCCGGUGUAGCUGUUGAACCUUCCUGGAGUGCAUAUGUUUAAUUACAUUUCCUGUGCUCUUUAAAGUUUCAAAAUACAUGUUUAAGUAGUGGUAUGUAGAAUUUAGGAGUUUCCUAUUACCAAUGAAGCACAUGCUGCUCAUUUGCAAUUU
This is a messenger RNA of Thamnophis elegans (Western terrestrial garter snake), 6959 nucleotides long. It is a transcript of the gene ADAM11, whose product is annotated as ADAM metallopeptidase domain 11. Gene Ontology annotation, molecular function: metalloendopeptidase activity. The record is from RefSeq and is a predicted model, not a curated record. The coding region runs from base 414 to 2822 and encodes 802 amino acids. Lineage: Eukaryota; Metazoa; Chordata; Lepidosauria; Squamata; Natricidae. Gene Ontology annotation, biological process: proteolysis. The transcript is spliced from 30 exons.